Molecule: messenger RNA, 2745 nt
Organism: Setaria italica (foxtail millet)
Lineage: Eukaryota; Viridiplantae; Streptophyta; Magnoliopsida; Poales; Poaceae
Product: protein LNK2
Exons: 11
Coding region: 285-2198 (637 amino acids)
Biological process (GO): circadian rhythm; regulation of DNA-templated transcription
Source: RefSeq, a predicted model, not a curated record
AUCGGUGGCACCCACGCGUUCUCCCUUCCCUGGACUCCUCUCGGUGGGUGGAGACUGGAGAGAGAGAGGCGCCGAAGGGGCAACGGGAGGAGAGAAGAAGAAAACAACUCAGCACGGGUGGUAGAGGAGGAGAGGAGAGGAAAGGACGGAGAGGCUGCGCCGUGCCGGCGAGUUGGGGUGGAUUUCCGACGGCCGGAGAUGCGACCGUCGGGACCCGGCGGGAAGUGCAAUUCGGACUCGGGUUCGUGGGCGGCACCCGCGGCGGCGGCCGCCACCUGAGCAGGAUGUUCGACUGGAACGACGAGCAGCAGCAGGUAGGGGAUGCAAUAUGGGCUGAGUUCAAUGAUAGUGAAGACCAUAUUGUGCCUUACCCUAAACAUGCAGAAGAUAGUACGUUAGUUAGGGUUGGAAAUCACAAGAACAAUGAUGAAGAGGCAGCGAGUAUAGCGGACAUUACUAAACAUUCUGCUGGUGAUCAAACUGAACUUCAAGGGAUGGAAAAGCAGCACGCAAAUCAGACAAGUGCACAUUUUUCAGCUACACGACUUGACAUGGAAUCCUGGCCUGAUCUCCCUUCUCUUAAUCCUGCGCUUGAUAGAAACUAUAGUGAUGAUAAUAUAGCAUCUACGUAUCUGGAUUUCAGUGCUGAGCCCAGUUUACAGAAAGUGACCGGAAAUACUACAGUGCAGCUGGAUGGUGAAUCUGAAGUGUUUGGUAAUGAUCACGAAGAAAAGAGUAGCAGCUUCCUUGAUUGUGACUGGGGUAAUAUUGGUGACUUCGAUGAUUUUGACCGUCUAUUUAGCAAUAGUGACUCCAUAUUCGGUAAUGAAGUGGUUGCCAACGACAGUGAUUUUCUUUCCGCAUCUUCAGAUAUGAUGGAUAAUGUUGUGCAAUCAAUUCCGAUUCCACAAGUACCAUUGAAUAAACAACCAUUAUCUCAUCAUGGGCCUUCUUUGCUUCUGAUUAAUGAAAUUUCUGGUGGCAUUACCAAACAAGAAAACAAGGUAGCAGAUGCUAAUGCUAAAUCUGGAGAGCAAGUUCAGAGUAAAAAUCAUCUGACUUGUGAAUAUUCUGGAAAACCAAACCAGUUCUCGCAGGAGGGAGAUGUGCAGAAGAGACCAGUGAGAUCACGCAGAAAACAGGAGGAAAGAGGAAAAAGUAAACUAUCCAGCGAUACAAGUGGCUUCUCCCAGAGCAAAGUACAGAAUCCAUCAGCCAGUUUGCAAGCUCCUAUGCAACCUGUCCAGACUCCUCAAUAUGCACUGUUCCAGGAUAGCAAAAACAUGGGGCAAGUUCAGCAUUCUAAUCAGUUUAUUUGUCCUGGAUAUGGGUAUCCUGCAUAUCCAUUUCCUACUAUUCCAUUAGUGUCAAACAUUCAAGCUGAAGACCAUCAGAGGAAACCAGCUGCUACAAGUUACCAAACUUCAGCAGAUUCUCCAAAGCAUUCAAGUUCCAUAGAAAUGUCACAAGAUAUACCAUCAAGGCCACUGAGGAUGACACCAAAAGAAAAGAUUGAAAAGCUUAGGCGCAGGCAGCAAAUGCAAGCCCUAAUAGCUAUUCAGCAACAGCAGCAACAAUUUGGUCAAGAGGGUUCUGGCAGUGACACAAUUGUACUUCAACCAUACUCCCCGAGGAACAAAAAUGCGGAUUCUUUAGGGAGUUCAAUUGUCAUAGAUGAAAACACAAAUAAGGACUUUUUGCCUGAGAUGAUCCCAACAAGCCACGACGAGGUUCACAAAAGUUUUGCAAUUUCAGAAGAUCCCUUUAUAGAGGAAAAAAUAUAUUAUCAGCUUCAAGAUGCUCUUGGCAAGUUGGAUACCAAAACUCGACUAUGUAUUCGAGAUAGUUUGCUUCGUUUGGCCUGUAGUGCCACAGAGAGACAAAUUGCUGGUGACAGGAGUAGCACUAACAAGACUACUAAAGAUGAAGAUGAAGCUUCAGAACAUGACACAUCUACUAGGAGAACAAGAUCUCCAACUAAGGAAGCAGAAACAACAACAAAUCCAAUUGAUCGAAUAGUAGCCCAUUUGCUGUUUCAAAGACAUUGCUCUAAGGUUGCAACAGCAACUAAAGAAGAAAUCAUAUCCUCAACACACUUGAAGAUUGAACCUGAGUCCAAGGUACCCUUGGAAACUCCUAGGGUGCCAUCAGAAGAUCGCAAAGACAAGCAAGAAAUGGUGUUGCAGCCGUCACAAUAAUAUGCUGAUCAAUGAACUGUUAGACGCCAACUUGAUAGCAAAUCAGUGGUGGUGGUGAUGAUGGCAAUCUGCUGAUCAUCUGCGGCACUGGAGAUCAUUACCUUGUGUACCAUGUAACCAUUUGACCAUUGUAGCAUCCUUUUCCACAUCCAGCAAGAACAUCUCAGACUGGAUAGAAACCUGCGAUUGUGUGUGAGCCCUAAAAAGAGCGAACUUGGCUCUGCCGCUCUAGACAUCCUUUUGCUUAACUCGAUGUCCUCUCCAGUUUCUCAGGGCCAUUUUUUUCCCUCUGUAGAGUAACCGUCCCAUGUUUUCAACUAGUUGCUUCCUUGAGAAAAUGUUGAUGGCUCAUAAACGCAAGUGUCUCUGAUAGACUGAUGACACGUAGAGUAUUAUUUUAAGCGUUUUGACAUACGGUUUUAGAGUAGUGUGAAAAUUGUGAAUGAUUUUUCAUGAACAAUGGGUCGUUAUUCUUAGUGCUAGAUAGUUGUGGCAUUCUUGGUAAGCUGUCCAACCAGCAUGGGAAUAUUUAUUUUGGUUUUCGCUA